AUUUAUUAGCUGGCUCUACAGUAGUGCCGUAGAGUGUUUGAUUGGGAUAGAGACUUGGGUGCUAGAUCGAUCUGCGGUGUGCUGCAUGCUGCAUGCUGAAGCUCCUUGAGGGUUCUUGCCAUGGCUGUUGGAUUUUCCGUGUCACGCACUCGAUUAAUUGUUGCCAUGCAUGGUCGAUCGAGAAACAAGAAGCUGAACAAGAUUGAUCGAUCCGAUUAUUCGAUUGCACUCGACCCGACUCGACUCAGGUUACAUCGAACUAAACGACCAGGAGAAACCCAGUCAUGCGUUGAAGCCACCAGUACGGAAGUUCGUUUCGGGACCAAUCUCCUCACAUUUUGUGUUUCAACGAUCGUUACCUACGAUACCAGCAUCGCCAAGAGACUGUUCUUGGAGCUAAGUAUCAUGUUCCGGUCAAUACGGCAGCAUGGCUAUCAUACCUGUAUCAUAACCGGCAGUGGGAGAUGAAUGAGGGAGAUUUUCGAAAUUCCUCAUUCGUUGGCUCUCUUUCAGCUGCAGUCUGCGACUUGUUCCUUUCGAGAGAAUAGAAGGACCUAGCUAGUAGCAAAAAAGAGGCAGAGCUUGUCUUGGACUGUCACUCGUUCCGAUAUAUUUCAUUGAUCUUCUUCUUCUUUCGAGCUCAAACAAGCUAAGCAAGCAAUCAUAAGCAUCAUAAGUAUCAAUCAAUCAAUCAUGGAGUCUGUCGCGUCGUUGAACGAAGUGAGUUGCUUUGAUCUGGACCUUUUGUGUAUGGGUCCCGACGUGGUGACUACUCCUCGAACCAUUCAAACGGAAGAGGAUGAAGAACAAGGUCGAUCAUCGUCUCGUCGCGAAACGCAAAAGAUGGACUAUCUGGUCGAACAACUCGUAAGCAACAAUCGUCUUUCGCAAAAGGCUUCUACUGAUAGUCAUCGCAGUGGACGAAGCAAUCGUAGUGGACGAAGCAAUCGAAGCAACCGAAGUAAGCGCAACAACAAAAAGAACAGCAACACUUCGUCAUCACAUCACAACACUAGCAACCACAAGCCCACAGGAGUCAGUUCCUUGCUUCCCAGCCUCAGUCAUAGUUUGUCUGGAUUGGGCAGGAGCAACAACAACGAGAAUAAUGACCGCAAUAACAGAAACAGCAGCAACAAGAACGCCAACAAGAGCGGAAAUGCAAAGGAUGGUUUCACAACCGAUACCGACACGGAUCUGGAAGAUGGCAACAACAUUCAAGCAAAUGUCAUUAUGAUUAGUGGCUGCGAUGACUCGCAAACAUCCGCUGAUGUCAGCAAUGUCGCCAGCUUUUCCCUUCCCGAUGCCAAUGGCAAGGCGGGAGGAGCCUGUACGUCGGCGUUGCUACAAGUACUCUACGAAAACAAACGAACCAGCGGCACCACCACCAGUCUCUCCUUUAUUCAAGUCCUUCGAAACAUGCGAAGCAUUCUGGUCAAGGGCCAUUACACACAAAUCCCACAGCUCACAUCGUCCCGACCCGUCGAUACCAACCAGCCCUUUUACAUUGUCCCACCCGAUUGCACAGGAACCAAACGAGCCGUCCUCAUUGGGAUCAACUAUACGGGUCACGGACAAGGAGAACUCAGCGGAUGUCACAAUGAUUGCAACAACAUGAAAGAUUAUCUCGUCAAUGUCGCGGGAUUCCAAAACGAGAAUAUCUACGUGCUCAUGGACGAUAAUAACGGCCAACACAUGGCUCCCACUCGGUCCAAUAUUCUCAGGGCAUACCAGCAAAUGGCGGCCAGUAGUAAAAGUGGCGAUGCCGUCUUUUGUCAUUACUCGGGACACGGUGGACGGGUUCGCGACGACGAUUGGCACGAAGAAAAGGACGGCUACGAUGAAACACUCGUGCCGGUCGAUUACAAUACGGCUGGACAAAUUCGGGACGAUGACUUGUACACGACCUUGGUGGCUGCCAUGCCCGCCGGAGUCACACUCGUGUCAUUGAUGGAUUGUUGUCACUCGGGUACCGUGUUGGAUUUGCCCUACAAGUAUCGGAGCAGUACUACGACGGGUGGUAGUAGUACCGUGCUGACCGAGUCGACGCAAUGUCUCGUGUGCAGUGAUCCCAUGCUUCAUUGGAUUGUGUUGGCCAUGGUGAUUGUGUUUUGUGUCAUUUUCUUUCCCGUGUUUUUUUCGUAAAUAAACGAUGAUUCGAUUCAUCAGCAAGCCAAACAGGAGAGAGCCAAACAGGAGAGAGCACAAAAGGAGAACGGCAGUGUGUUGGGACAAUCAAUGCAUCAAAUAAUAAUCAUCAUCCGGUGGAAGCGAUCUGGGAACGUGUAGUUGCAGGUGACAGCUUCCGGUCGAAACGAACUUUUUAUUAAAAUACAUACAAAUACAAAACAAACACCCAAGUGACACUUCCAAUUCUCACAAGAGCUUUUGCACCAGAGCAGCUGGUCAACGACAACACGCUAUUCUGGAACGGCUGCUUGGUGUCGAAAAACUUUCUUCCAUUUCCAUCAUGCAUUCGAAUAAUUGUAUUCCGUACAAAUCCUAUUUACCCUAAACUUUUUAUAGUAAAGUAAAGUAAAAAUGAAAGGAAAUGAAAAUCU
Seminavis robusta is the source of this 2558-nucleotide messenger RNA. NCBI's taxonomy places the organism in Eukaryota, Bacillariophyta, Bacillariophyceae, Naviculales, Naviculaceae. The record is from the annotation of a GenBank genome assembly.